AUGAAAACCUCAAUAACGAGGCCUGCGAUCUUUGGUCAACGGCGGACUAUUGUGUCUUCGGUGCCUCAGAUCCAGCUCUUGAAGACCAAGAAGACCAUCACGGACUUGGUUUUGAAAGAGAAACCGUCUUCAAGCUCCAUUGGGGUGAAAUCCGUGGUUCUGUUCCGUUUGGCCAAGAAUUACAUCCAAUUUUUCAAGGCAGGAAUGGGCAACAUCUGGACCAAUUAUAGAGAUCUGAACAAGCGAGUUUAUGGGCAGAACUGGUACUUGGUCGUUAAUGGACUUGCUGCUAAUGAUCUUGCUACAGGGGACACCAAAGAUCAAAAGUUGUAUUUGAAAAGCUCCAAACUACCAGAAGCUGUUGAAGAACUUGCAACAGUGGUCACAUGCCUGAAAAAUUCUGGGUCUUUAGAUUUGAGCCGCGAGCAGAUCAAACUAUCGCGUGCUGACUUCCAAACCAUGCUGCGUACCAGAAAAGACUUCCCUAAGUUGCCGUUAUUUGCGUUCUUAUUUGCACUUUUGGAAGAGUUCUGUCUGCCGCUUUACUUUAUCUUUCCACGGUUGAUGCCCUCGACGUGUGUUUUUCCAGCGUUCAUGAAGACUUACUACGGGAAAAGCAUGAAGGCGCAGGAGAAGCUCCAGGAAUUACGCCAAGGACGCACAUACGAAGAGAUCGCUUUACAAAACCCAUACACUAUGCCUCAAGAAGAGCUGAAGUUGCUCUGCCAACUGUUGGGUCUUGGAACUCCUUUUUCCAGCGUGGAUACCCACAGAGACCUUCUGUCACGUAAGUACAGGGAACUGGUGGUAGACACGCAUCUGCUCAUUAGAGACGGUGGAGUUGAUAAAUUGGACCGGCUUGAGCUAUUUUCCACAUGCGUCGAUAGAGGACUGGUUGACUGGAAGCAGGUUGUGGACCAACUUGGACACAACGAGAAGUCGCUAUACGAUCUAUUGAACGAGGACAAGUUACGCGCGCGUCUAAGCCUGCACAUAGAGCGUUUCGGAAGCCCAGGAUACAACGUUGGGGUUUUAGGAGCAUACAUGUAA
Molecule: messenger RNA, 1050 nt
Organism: Ogataea philodendri
Lineage: Eukaryota; Fungi; Ascomycota; Pichiomycetes; Pichiales; Pichiaceae
Exons: 1
Coding region: 1-1050 (349 amino acids)
Source: RefSeq, a predicted model, not a curated record